Molecule: messenger RNA, 633 nt
Organism: Salvia hispanica
Lineage: Eukaryota; Viridiplantae; Streptophyta; Magnoliopsida; Lamiales; Lamiaceae
Source: RefSeq, a predicted model, not a curated record
AAAAAACAAGAAUUUGAUAAAGAUGGAGUCUUAUUCAUCGGAUUCCUCUUCCUCGGCUUCGUAUUCCUUCUCGUCACACUCAUCGACUCACUUCCGUCUCCAUCGCCAGAGAGGGAAGCCAGUGCAGAAUUUCCGGACAGCGCUGGCUGUCCGGAAACCUGCGAUCACGAAGAAACCAAUCGCUCCGCUGCCGCCGACGCCACCAAAGAUCUACAAGGUGGAGCCGCUGGAGUUUAAGGAUGUGGUGCAGAGGCUGACGGGCGCGGUGGAGGUCCAGGUGGCGACGACGCGGCUGAGGGAGGUGGCGCCGCCGCCUCUUGACCUCUCCCCGAAGCAUGGAGGGUUGAGUUUGGAUAAAGGGGAAAAUGAAGAGGAAAAGAGGCUGAAAUUGUUUGAUGCAAUGAGCCCGCUCGGGUUUGCCUUGUCUCCGGCUUCUCUGGCGUGGUGCUCGGCUAUGCUGCUGAGUCCGGGGACACUUGCCUCGUUCGAGCCGAGUGCAGUGCUCUAAUCUGUUCAAAAUAUCCACAAUUGAAAUGAAAUUAAGGUUUAUUAUUUCGUAAUUAGUAAGAUGGAUGCACUUGUAUUGUAUGUAGAUGUAUUCAGUUUUAAAGGAUGGAAAUUUUACAUAUAUCA